UAGGACAAAAACAAAACGACCAACUAUAAUUCAAGAAACACACACCCACUCUAUCCUCUGCCUCUAACAUGGCAAUGGCAAUGGCGCUUCGCAGGCUUUCAUCUUCCAUCGACAAGCCUUUACGUCCUCUCUUCAACGCUUCCUCUGUUUACUACAAGUCCUCUUUGCCUGAUGAAGCUGUCUACGAGAAAACAACUGUUACGUGGCCAAAGCAAUUGAAUGCUCCACUCGAGGUUGUUGAUCCUGAAAUUGCUGAUAUCAUUGAGCAUGAGAAAGCUAGACAAUGGAAGGGGCUGGAGCUGAUACCCUCAGAGAAUUUCACUUCUCUCUCUGUAAUGCAAGCUGUUGGCUCUGUCAUGACAAACAAAUACAGUGAAGGAUAUCCCGGUGCAAGAUACUAUGGUGGAAAUGAGUUUAUUGACAUGGCAGAAACACUAUGCCAGAAGCGUGCCUUGGAAGCAUUUAGGUUGGAUCCAGCAAAAUGGGGAGUGAAUGUGCAGCCUUUGUCUGGUUCUCCUUCCAAUUUUCAUGUUUAUACUGCAUUGCUAAAACCUCAUGAUAGAAUCAUGGCACUUGAUCUUCCUCAUGGAGGGCAUCUUUCUCACGGUUACCAGACUGACACCAAAAAGAUAUCCGCGGUCUCUAUAUUUUUUGAGACAAUGCCAUAUAGAUUGGAUGAAAGCACAGGAUACAUUGACUAUGACCAGUUGGAGGCAUCGGCUAAACUCUUCAGGCCAAAAUUAAUUGUUGCGGGAGCUAGUGCUUAUGCCCGUCUAUAUGAUUAUGACCGCAUACGCAAGGUGUGUGAUAAACAAAAAGCUGUGUUGUUGGCAGAUAUGGCACACAUUAGUGGAUUGGUUGCUGCUGGUGUUAUCCCUUCACCUUUUGAUUAUGCAGAUGUUGUGACUACCACAACCCACAAGUCACUUCGUGGACCCCGUGGGGCUAUGAUCUUCUUCAGGAAGGGGGUGAAAGAAAUCAACAAACAAGGAAAGGAGGUGCUGUAUGACUAUGAGGACAAAAUCAACCAAGCCGUUUUCCCAGGACUGCAAGGGGGUCCUCACAACCAUACAAUUACUGGUUUAGCUGUUGCAUUGAAGCAGGCUACAACUCCAGAGUAUAAAGCAUAUCAAGAGCAGGUUCUCAGUAAUUGCUCAAAAUUUGCACAGGCUCUGAGUGAGAGGGGCUAUGAGCUUGUUUCCGGUGGAACUGAGAAUCAUCUAGUUUUGGUGAAUCUGAAGAACAAGGGUAUUGAUGGCUCCAGAGUUGAGAAGGUGUUGGAAUCAGUUCACAUUGCAGCAAAUAAAAACACCGUUCCGGGAGAUGUGUCUGCUAUGGUUCCUGGUGGCAUCCGGAUGGGAACUCCUGCUCUUACUUCUAGGGGAUUCGUUAAGGAGGAUUUUGUUAAGGUAGCUGAGUUUUUUGAUGCAGCUGUAAACUUGGCUUUGAAGGCCAAGGCAGAGAGCAAAGGAACAAAAUUGAAGGACUUCUUGGCCACAAUUCAGGAAUCAUCUUACUUUCAAACAGAGAUUGCAAAGCUUCGCCACGAUGUUGAGGAGUAUGCGAAACAGUUUCCAACCAUUGGUUUUGAGAAGGCAACAAUGAAGUACAAAGAAUGAGAAAAGAACAAUUCCCCUAAGGGAACACUAUGGUCUUAGUGACAAGCAGUUCAACGUGAUCAGUGUUCCUCAUUCAUGGAAGAGAAGGAAAGCAUAUAAAUAGUUUUAGCCAAGAGCCUCUAUGUAUGAACCUAGAAAAACUUGAUCGAUUGGUAUCUUCUUGCAAUGUAUACAUACAUGUGUGAUUACUGUCACAGCCCAAUGCAACUUAUAGCAUUAUUGCUUUA
Lotus japonicus is the source of this 1846-nucleotide messenger RNA. RefSeq names its product serine hydroxymethyltransferase, mitochondrial. NCBI's taxonomy places the organism in Eukaryota, Viridiplantae, Streptophyta, Magnoliopsida, Fabales, Fabaceae. Gene Ontology annotation, molecular function: pyridoxal phosphate binding; zinc ion binding; serine binding. Gene Ontology annotation, biological process: L-serine catabolic process; folic acid metabolic process; tetrahydrofolate interconversion. The record is from RefSeq and is a predicted model, not a curated record. The transcript is spliced from 16 exons. Gene Ontology annotation, cellular component: cytoplasm. The coding region runs from base 69 to 1619 and encodes 516 amino acids.